Messenger RNA from Rhizopus microsporus ATCC 52813, 916 nucleotides. RefSeq lists its product as uncharacterized. Gene Ontology annotation, biological process: DNA-templated transcription; DNA-templated transcription initiation. Lineage: Eukaryota; Fungi; Mucoromycota; Mucoromycetes; Mucorales; Rhizopodaceae. The transcript is spliced from 4 exons. The record is from RefSeq and is a predicted model, not a curated record. Gene Ontology annotation, cellular component: RNA polymerase I complex. The coding region runs from base 16 to 744 and encodes 242 amino acids.
CUUUUAAAAAUAAACAUGGCAGUAGAAGAAAAGAAGCGUAAACACAAGGACAAGUCAGAAAAGAAGAGCAAAAAGAAACACAAGGCGGAUAAAGAGACAAGAAUAGAAACCCCUAGUGCUACAAUUUCAGCCGUGUCAACUAAUGCCCCUGCUUCAUCAUUCUCGGAGGUACAUGCAAGACUAUAUAUUCAUUUAGCUCCCAUGUGGGCAGGCAAGACUAUGGAAGGAGUCAAUGAACAACUUAACGCUUUUUUGAUGAAAUAUGUUCCAGAAGUAGAUGGUAUUGUCCUUGCACACUCAGACGUCAAAUUUGUAUCUGAUAAAGGAAAGAUUAUGUAUGAUUCACCCUUCUCUCAUUUUUUCAUCUCUGUCAAAUUUCUUAUUUGGAAGCCUAAAAAGGGAUCAAAACUUGUUGGACGCAUCAACUUACAAUCAGAGGAUCACAUUGGUUUAUUAAUUUAUGGCACAUUCAAUGCAUCAAUUCCAAAAUCACGUAUACCUUCUUCUAUGUAUGAAUGGAAAGUUAGUGAGGAGGAUGACGCACCUGUACAAGAGGAAAGCUCAAUAGAUGAAGAUGAAGAUGGUAAAGAAAGUACACCAGAAGAACGAAAAAGAACUCAGUACGGUGAAUGGGUAAAUAAGCAGACAGGAGCGAGUGUUGGUGGAGAUGAUGGAACCGUUGAGUUUACAGUCAUAGAUAUUAUUGAAGCAAAUGAUAUCUUGACCGUUACUGGAUCGCUUUAGACUGUACAUUUCUUUUUUUCAUACAUUAAUCUAUACACAUACAACAUAAAAAUACAAAAGAUCAAUGCAACAAUAUUGUAGUUUGAGGAUAAGCAACUAAUGCUUUUAUACAUAAAGAUCCCCUUAUAGGAGCUUAUUUACAUUAAAAAAACAUUUUUAAUUCAUACAAUGC